Molecule: messenger RNA, 2112 nt
Organism: Plasmodium vinckei vinckei
Lineage: Eukaryota; Apicomplexa; Aconoidasida; Haemosporida; Plasmodiidae
Product: conserved Plasmodium protein, unknown function
Exons: 1
Coding region: 1-2112 (703 amino acids)
Source: RefSeq, a predicted model, not a curated record
AUGUAUCGAAUUAUAUUCUUCAUUAUUUCAUUGUUAUUGCUAUUGGUUGCUUCUUUACUAGUUUGUGAUGUAAAAUGGAUUGGUCCUACUUUGAAAAAAGACAACACUAAUUAUACAAUAAAUAAUAAACAAACUAAGAACAUUAUUUUAACCAUUUUCAAAAAAAAAAAAAAAAAUAUUUACUCAUAUAGCUAUUUUGGCAAUUUAGCUAGCUGCCGAAUUAAAAGUCAUAAUAAAAAGGUGCACACAUUUGGUGCAAUUUUUUACAAAAUUUUUGAAUUUAUUUAUUCAAUAAUCAAAAAAGGAAAUAAAAUAAUAGACAAGUUCGGACGGAGUAAUUGUUAUGCUACAUAUUUCUCAAAAGGGAAUAUAUUUAUAAAUGAAAUAAAAAGAAAGACAAAAAUUAUGAAUGGAAUAAAAAGAAAGACAAGAGUUAUGAAUGAUUUGGUGUAUGGUGAUGAUGAAAAUAAUGACAUAAUUAAUCUACGAAAUUUCAAAAAUAAUACAAAUCAAUAUUUUACAUGUUUUUUAGAUAAAGCAAAAGAAAAUACAAAUGCUCUUAACGAAAUUGAUAAAUGGGUAGAUCCUAAAACCCAAUCAUGUUAUUGUCAUGAAGAACAUGCAGAGCCAUGUUCUUUGGCUGAUAUAUCUGAACUUAAUCCGUUAUAUUUAUAUAUGAAUAAUGAAAUGUGUAAUGCUAGAAAUAAUAAUAAUAAAAAUAGUGAAAUAUUUAUUGCACUAGCUGAAUAUAAUAUAAUAAAAUGUAAACAUGCGGAAAAUAAAAACCGGAACGUACCAAAAAAUAAAAACAACGAUAACAAUGUUUAUCAACAUGAUCCAAAUGAUAAGUUAGACAAUGAAGAAAUGUAUAAUUAUUGUAAGUAUGGAUUAAAAAUAUGGAAUGAUAAAAAUCUAUAUAACUAUAAUAACUGUAGUACAGUAAAAAGUUUAGACGAAAAAAAUAAAGACAUAUGUAUUGAAAAGUGUAGAGAUAUACAAACCCGAUGUAGUGAUAAAAAUAUAUAUUUCUAUUCAUUCGAUAUAUGUAAGAAAUAUUAUGAAAUUGGGUCAUAUACAAGAGAUAUUUAUAUUAAUGUUUUUAAAUACUUUGAUGAUAAUUGUACUUAUUUUGAUCCAAAUAAUCAUGGUAUUGUUUUAUGUAAACAUUCAAAAAUAAAAUGUAAUUUUAGUGUUUGGUCUGAAUGGUCAGAAUGCACUAAAUCCUGUUUAAAAAAUGAAUUUGACACGGACCCAAUACAAAAAAGAACCCGAUUUUUAAAUAAAGAUAUGCAAUAUGCUUCUAAAGCAUGUAGUGUAUAUAUGAGUGAUGAUAAUAAUACGAUGGAGGUUCAAGUAUGUGCAGACUUACCUUAUUGUAACGAUCCAAAUGAUUCAAAUAAAGAAGCAACAUCUAAAAUAAAGAAAGGUAGAUAUCCAGAUGAAGAAAGAUUAUUACCAUUUGUAAUUUCACUAGAUGAAAUAAAUAAAGCAAAUGCUAUAAAAGAACUAAAUAAUAAUGAUACCGAUUUAAUGAAUGAAAAUUUUGUUAUUAACAAGUCAGAAAUAUUAGCCAAUUGUGUAAUAACAGAUAUGAAACAAUAUGAUAAUUAUAUUAAAUAUAAUGAAAAAAAUAGAUCUUGUUCAUGUCCUAAUAAUGAACCAACUUGCUACUUUAAAGAUAUAUAUAACUCAUCUACAUGGAAAAAACAAUUUGAAAAAUUAUGUAAAAAAAAUAAAAAUAUAAAUGUUGUAACUGCUGAUUUUAUUCUUAUUAAUUGCAACAUGUUAAUUAGUUUAAAAAAAAAUGAAAUUUCUAUUAAUACAUAUUUAGCUAUGACUUUUGAUUGCCGUUCACCUUUAUUCCAAUACUUGUUUUGCUCUAAAACAUCAGAUCAUAACGAAAGAAAUUUUAUAUACAUGAUUGUUACUAUUAUGUUGGGUUCGAUUUCAGCAAUAUAUGUUGUUUAUUUAAUUUUUAAAGAAAUUACAAAAUAUAAAAAUAUGUUUUUUCAAUUUAGCGAAAAAAAUAAACUUCAACAGGACAAAAAAGAUGUACAAAGUGAAAUGACAUCAGAAGAAGAUACAGUUACAGAUAGCUUAAAGAGCGACUAG